UAUUUCUGACUGGCCUGCUGUGCAGAAUCUAGACCACUGGCAGUGGUGACAGCCCAGCUGAGGUUAAUCGAGGUCUCGUCCCAGGCUCUGCUUGGUCUUGGGAGUUGCUAUGUCCUGGUUCUUGGUCCUGAAGUGCCUCCUUACUGUCUGCAUCAUCUCUCACUUAUCUGUCAGCUCUACAGAGAGUUAUGGUUGUAUAAGAAAAACAUGCUUUGAUGGAAGAUGUUUACCUAAUACUACAAGCUCUUGUGAAUUCUCCAAAGGUUGUUUCUCCCAACUGCAGGAAUUUGCAGUCCCACUACUUCCAUUAAACCAAAGAAUUGAGCAGAGAGGCUGUUCUGAAGACAGUUGUACUGAACUAGCAUUCUCGGCAACACUGGGGAUUGAUUGGAUGUUUAGUUAUAACCAUCAAUGCUGCUACAGUGAACAGUGCAACAACAAGCCCAUUAAUGUGUCUCCAUUGUCUUUACAACCCAAUGGUGUUGAAUGUCCAACCUGCUACAGUGAACUUGGCACGUGUAGGCCAGUCUCCCUAAAGUGCACAGGGGCACAGACGACGUGUGUUAAUGUCACUGGCCAAGGAACUAGGGAGGACUCCAUUAAGAUACACGCCAUGGGCUGUGCAACCCAGACUGCCUGCAACUUGAAGAACGUGAUCAUCUUGAAUAAUAUUCAAAUCGAUACCUCCUGUGUCCCUGGGAGCCCCCCACUCAGGUACUCCCCCUCUCUCAGCAUGGAUCAAAAGAUAAGCUCAGCAACUGCUCCCAUACUAUGCCUGCUUGCUGCUGUGCUCCCUGCCAUCAUGGUCGUGGAGUCAUUCUCUGAACUGUGAGCCCUCAGUAAACUCUUUCUUUUAGAAAUUUCCUUGGUCAUGGUGUCUUCACAGCAAUAGAAAAGAAACUAAGACAUCAUUUCUGGAAAAGUAGUAGCAUCAAAACCCCCCUUUAAAUAAGAAUAGCAAGAAUCAGAACCUGCUAAAGUGGUCUCAUUUUAAUUUGAUCAUUUCUAUAAAGAUCUUGCCUUGGGCUGGAGAGAUGGCUCAGUGGUUAAGAGUACUGACUGCUUUUCCAGAGGUCCUGAAUUUAAUUCCCAGCAACCACAGGGUGGCUCACAACCAUCUGUAAUAAGAUCCCAUGCCCUCUUCUGGUGUGUCUGAAGACAACCACAGUGUACCCACAUAUAUAAUCUUGUCUUGUCAACUUGACACAAACCAGGGUCACCUGGGAAGAGGGAACCUCAACAGAGAAAAAUGCCUCCAUCAGAUUGGUUUGUAGAAAAAUUCGUGGAGCAUUUCCUUGAUUGAUGUUUGAUGUGGGACCCAGCCCACUAUGGGCAGUACCAUCCCUAGGCAAGUGGUCCUGGGAGGAAUAAGAAAGGAGGACAUGCCUAGCAAGCACAAGGCCCUGGGUUCGGUCCCCAGCUCCAAAAAAAAAAAAAAAAAGGAGGACAAACAUAAGCCUGAGGAGCUAGUCAGUAAGCAGUGCACCUCCAUGAUACUACAUUUCCUGUCUCCAAGUUCCUACCUUGAGAUCCUGCCCUGGCUUUCCUCCAUGGUGUAACCUGUAAGAUAAAAUAAAGACUUUCCUUCC
Rattus rattus (black rat) is the source of this 1589-nucleotide messenger RNA. Its product is annotated as protein RoBo-1. The record is from RefSeq and is a predicted model, not a curated record. The transcript is spliced from 7 exons. The coding region runs from base 110 to 832 and encodes 240 amino acids. NCBI's taxonomy places the organism in Eukaryota, Metazoa, Chordata, Mammalia, Rodentia, Muridae.